AACAACAGAACACAGAUUGAAGAGAGAAAGGAAGAGAGGGAGAGAGAGAGCAGAGAGAGCAAAAUUAUGGUGAGCGGAGACGUAACCACAGUGAUGAUGGUGUCACUGGUUUUGACUGUCGGUUUGAACACUCUGGUGAAAGCAAACCUCUCCAAAGGCAUGAGCAAUUUCGUUUUCGUUGCUUAUUCCAACCUCUUCGGAUUCUGUUUCCUGCUAAUUGCAACCACCCUUCGUUACAGGAACACCUCUCCCCCACCGAUCAAUAACUCCAUUCUCUUUAGAGCUUUUCUCAUUGGCUUCUUCGGCGUUUUCAUUGAAACGCUCUCUUAUACCGGGCUUCGAUACGGCUCUCCCACUCUCAGCUCAGCCAUAGAAGAUCUUCUUCCAGCUUUCACUUUCAUAAUCGCCGUUGUUUUCAGGAUGGAAAAGCUGGACCUGAAAGUAAGAAGCUGUCAAGCAAAAAUCAUUGGGACUGUGGUCUCAAUUGCAGGGGCAUUAAUGGUGACUUUAUACAAAGGUUUGGCAAUAACAAGUGGUGUGAUGCGAAACGACUUUUUUCUCUCAUCUCAACAAUCACAAUGGCUACUAGGAGGAUUUUUCCUAUCAAUGGCUACCUUUUCUGCUUCAGUCUCGAUUGUUAUACAGACAUGGACAAUUAAGGACUACCCAGAGGAGCUAAUGCUAAUAACCAUUGCUACCAGUUUCUCUGUAAUCCUAUCUUUCGUAGUUGCUUUCAUUGCAGAGAAAAAUCCCAAGGCUUGGAUACUUAAGCCUGAUAUGGAAUUAGUGUGCAUGUUGUGUACAGGUAUUAUAGUGAUAUGUACAAGAGGUGUGGUGGAUGCAUGGGCAUGUCGAAAGAUGGGAGCUGUAUAUGCUGCUAUGUUCAGUCCUAUAGGAAUUGUGAUUGCACUUGCUAUGGGGAUUGUAUUUUUAGGAGACACUCUUUAUCUUGGAAGUGUGAUAGGAGCUGCUAUAAUAGCUAUCGGAUUUUAUGCUGUAUUAUGGGGUCGGGCUCAAGAGGAAAGUAAGACUAGUGAAAAACAUGAAGCCUAUGGCAUUAUCUCUUCAUCUUCAUCCGGUUCUGAAACCAUCCUCUUACUGCAUACAAGCAAAGACACAAUGAUAACAUAAAAGGCUUGAGGAAUUUUAUACUUUGAUGGAGACAAACAUUCUUAUUAGAUAGAUGAAGUGAUGUCCUACAUUGUUCUAGCCAAAAGGAAUUUUCAGAGUUGUCUCAUAUUUCCGAUCUCUUCCUCCUAUUAUAAGGUCUUCCAAUCAUUCCCUUAACUUCUUACAUGCCAUUUCAAUACUAUUAUUUCUAUUUAUUGUCUCUAUUAAAUUUGCAGUAAUUAUUCUAAUGACUAACAGUUACAAAUCUUACAUGACCUUUCAACA
Vigna unguiculata (cowpea) is the source of this 1395-nucleotide messenger RNA. Its product is annotated as WAT1-related protein At3g28050-like. The record is from RefSeq and is a predicted model, not a curated record. Gene Ontology annotation, cellular component: membrane. Gene Ontology annotation, molecular function: transmembrane transporter activity. NCBI's taxonomy places the organism in Eukaryota, Viridiplantae, Streptophyta, Magnoliopsida, Fabales, Fabaceae.